Messenger RNA from Ilex paraguariensis (yerba mate), 1650 nucleotides. The record is from the annotation of a GenBank genome assembly. Lineage: Eukaryota; Viridiplantae; Streptophyta; Magnoliopsida; Aquifoliales; Aquifoliaceae.
AUGGUUCCACCUGAAUUUCUUCACCCUUCAUGGCCAUAUUCUUCUACAAUUAACAUAAGUUCAUCCCUUCAUGAACCUCAUGAUCAUGAUUAUGGAUUUUACAUGGAUGCUCAUAUCAAUCACUCCGAAUUCUCUUAUCCUUUCACCACAUUGGAGGAGGAACCCUCUGUCGUAGCUUUGUCGAUGCCAUCAUGUCUUGCAACCAUGUUUUCCGAUCACAAUGACUACCCGGGUUUUCCGGUGCUUAGCGAUGGACUGCAAGUCACAUUGCCACCCAUUGAUCAAUCACUGGAUUUGGAGGAAUUUGAUCCCAUCUUGAAUGGUGAAACCGCUGCAAUUUCUGUAUCCCUGGAGAAAAAUGAAAAUUUUCUUCAUUCCCAACAUUCACCAAUUGAUGGACAAACCAACUUGGCCUGUAGCUACUCCAUGGAUUCCAGCGAUAUAUCGAUGGACUUGAGCUCCAUCCCACAAUCACUGACCUUGCCCACCGAGGACACGGAGAUCGAGAAUCAACUGAGUGUAGUUCAUCUAGUCCUGGCUUAUGGGGAAGCCAUGGACAAUGAACAAACUGAGCUUGCAGAGGUUAUCACGAAACGAAUGAGUGACAAAGUUAGCCCGGUUGGUGAAAUCGUGGAACGUCUGUUGUAUUAUUUGUUUCAACCAUUGGACAAACAAUCAGAAUACCUUAAACAAGAGUCGGCCAAAAACUUUUAUACAGCUUUUAAAGCAUUUUACCAAAUAUUCCCAUAUGGGAAGUUUGCUCAUUUUGCAGCCAACCUGGCUAUCCUAAAGGCCAUGCCUCCCAAUGCAGAGAUCGUACACAUCUUCGACUUUGACAUGGCAGGAGGGAUUCAAUGGUCUUCGAUGAUCGAGUCAUUGGGACGUCAAGGAAGGGAGCUCAGGUUGAUAUCAACAAAAUGGGGUGACGAAGAUUCUUGUAAUCAUCCCUCGCCAUGGAGGUUUGAGGAGACAAAGACGCGACUCUAUGAUCACGCAUCAUCUUUUGGACUGAAAUUGAAGGUAGACGAGAUGGAUCUGCAUGAUUUCAUUAGCAAGAUAAAGCAAAUGAAUAGAGAGUGUGGGAGGAGAGAGUGGUUUGCGUUUAAUUGCAUGGUUGGACUUCCACACAUGGGAAGGUUGAAAAGGAGGAGAGAUGUCAUGAAAUUUCUAAUGGUGGCCAAGGAAUUCUUUUCCCAAACAGCACUUUGUAAUGGUAAUUACCCAGGAAUCAUUAUUUUAGGUGAUGGAGAUGUUUGGGAGAAAUUAAAGAGUUUCUCUUCCAGUUUCGGUUCAUUCUUAGAUGGGUAUUUGGUACACUACCAAGCAUUGUUAGAAUCAAUUGAAAGCAAUUUCCCAGUUCAUCUUGGAGAAGCCAGAACUGCUAUGGAGUGUCUCUUUGUGGCACCUUUUGUCUCUUCUCUAGCAUUGUUGGAAAAAUGGGAGGAGAUUAGGGAAUGUUGUGAUGAUUUACAAUCAAGAGUUGGGUUUGAGGGUUGGAAAGUGACCAGAGAGAGCUUAAUGGAGGCAAAGGAAAUGGUAAGGGAAGGGGAGAGUCUAUAUGGGGUGAGGAUUGAAGGAGAGAAUGACAAUGAGAUGGCAUUGGAAUGGAGAGGAAUUCCAUUGGUGAAAGUUUCUUGUUGGAGGAACUGA